AUGAGCAUCAAGUCCUUUGUCAUCGGCCUCGCAGCUCUGUCUGUGGUCUCCGCCGCACCUGUCGCACAAUGGGAUGACACCCAUGCGCCUGCGAUUGUUGGUGGUGUUCCUGCCGUAGCUGGCGACUUCCCCUUCAUCGUCAGUCUGCAGAAGAACGGUGCUCACUUCUGCGGAGGCUCCCUUUUGGACUCCAAAACUGUUUUGACCGCCGCUCACUGCGCUGAUGGCCAGUCUACUACUAACCUGACAAUUCGCGCCGGCUCUCUGAACCGCACCUCUGGUGGUGUUACUUCCAAAGUUUCUUCCCUCCACGUUCACCCUGACUUUGACUACGACCUCCUCAGCUACGAUGUUGCGAUCUUGAAGCUCCACACCGCCAUCCCCCAGAGCUCGACUAUCAAGUACGCCACUCUGGCAGCUGCAGGCUCUGAACCUGCCGCCAACACCGUCGCCACGGUUGCCGGCUGGGGCACCACCUUAAGCUCCGGGUCGUCGUUGCCUGUCGCGCUCCUUAAGGUCGACGUCCCUAUCGUCAGCCGCGCUGAAUGCGCCGCCGACUAUCUUAAGGACUCACCGCCCAAGAACGUCACCGAUACGAUGAUCUGCGCCGCUCUUGAUACUGGUGGCAAAGACUCUUGCCAGGGUGACAGCGGUGGCCCUCUCGUCAACGCUAGCAAUGGUACUCUCAUUGGCACUGUGAGCUGGGGCACUGGAUGUGCACUUGCUGGUUUCCCCGGUGUGUAUGCACAUAUUGGUGCUCUGAGGAGCUACAUCGACAAGUUCUAA
Ascochyta rabiei is the source of this 786-nucleotide messenger RNA. RefSeq names its product Trypsin. The record is from RefSeq and is a predicted model, not a curated record. The transcript is spliced from 3 exons. Gene Ontology annotation, molecular function: serine-type endopeptidase activity. Bases 1 to 786 code for a protein of 261 amino acids. Lineage: Eukaryota; Fungi; Ascomycota; Dothideomycetes; Pleosporales; Didymellaceae. Gene Ontology annotation, biological process: proteolysis.